GGAGGAUCCGAGGAGUCGAUAAUCGUAACUUUUUUGUAUGAAAAGGGAAGUAUUUGAUUGGUGAAAUCAUCAACAGUGAACUACAUGAAGCAUAUGACAGCAGUCCAGUUGGAUGAUGGAGAGUGACGAAAUUGAAAAUCAAGUAAACUGGAAAAACUUUUUACAUCCUCUGCCAUCUAGGCGCAAGAUCAAAAAUGGCCGUACCAUCAAAAUUUGUGAUAAAAAGAAAGGAAACGAGUGUUUGUCUCAAGAAUUUGCCAUUAAACUCAUGAAAGAAAAACCUUAUAGUAUAAAAAUAAAGAAACCCAAAGCUGAGGAGGACACUGCAAUUCAGCAAAAUAAAGCCCCUUCUGUGGUGUUGGAACAGGUUGGAAUAGGAGUUUGUGAUCAGCUUAUCAAUGAAGACAUAAGUAAAGAAGACGAGGGUGUUAGUUUUACAUGUAUAUCUGCUGCGAAACCUUCUUUCUCUAAAAUUAAUGAAACCAAUGAAAAUUCCAGAGAUUAUCCGAUAGAAAUCAGUGACGAUGAGCCUUGCACUAGUGACCCAGGAAUCUUUACUAAAAAUCCUAUAACGUCGGACACUUUUCAAUUUGUUAAGCAGCGUGGAACAUUCUUAAAUACAUGUAAUUUGAAAGUCAAACAAAGACGAAAUGGAGGAAAACUUUAUCCUGCGAUUAAAAACAAGAGACCUCUAGACAACACGAAGUUCAGUGUUGUUGCUCAUAUGGAUCCACAAGCUGACAAGUACACUGUACAGAGACGACGAAAAAGAGCGAGGAAUAGUUUUACAAAGUCUGCAAGAAUGGCGAAUAAAAAAGACGACUUCGACUUACCGUGCUCUCAGUGGAAUAUUGUUUUAUUAUCUCGCUACUUCAGUUUUAAGAGCUGUGUGGAAAAGUUGGAGUUGAGAGAACAUAUUGACAACCACGAUGUCAUAUUAGACAAGAUAAUCGAAGACUUUAAAUACAGAAUGACAAUUGCUUCUUCUAAUGUCAAACAAAAUGUAGAAAAAACUGAUGAAACUUUAAAUUUUAUCUCCCUGUGCAGUACUGAAAUCGGUGCGAGAUUAGUUUUAAAUGAAAUCAUGUUCCCUCUCUGUGCAUAUAUGGGUCUGUCGAUCGAAAUUGAAAAGAAUGUAAACUGUGUUUUCCUCCCUAUGUCCAGAUUUGACUACAGAAUAGUAAAUUCAGAUGGGGAUGUUGUCGGAGCGGUAGAAGCAAAGAGCGCAGGAUCUCUGUGCCAAGAGUCUAUAGCGCAGGCGAUUGUACAACUCUGUGUACUUCAAACUGAACACCUUGAUAAAAAAGACACUGCCCAAGUUAUAAACACGCCUCUUUUUAAUAUUCUGACAGACGGUAUCCGUUAUGUCUUCAUCGUUCUCCAAGGAAAGAAAUUACAGUUUGAACAGGUUGAUGAUAGGGUUUCCGUUAGAGAGGUCAGAUCGUGGGAGGACGUGAACAAUCUGUUCAGGGCACUGUUGAGCUUGAUGAGAAAACAAACUCUUCCGCCGGAAAUUAUCGACCUUUCAAAUGAAAAUGACGUGGAACUGAUUGAAAUGACUUUAAUCUAAAAAUAAGUAUCAGGGAAAUGAUCAUCUUGGGAAAGCACUACCAUUUUUAUUUUCUGGGGAAUGAAUCGGAAGUUGUUUUUUCUUCAUCUUAUUCAAACGUAUUGAUCAACAAAUAAAAGGGAUGUUGAUCUGCCGUUUAAAAAUAGACAUUAAACGUUACAUGUGAUGAUGUUUGAUUUAUACUGUUUCGGUAGUAUUUUAGCCAUAUUUCGGCGGCGUUUCAUGUAUAAAAUAUUUUACUUGUACUUCUUUCUAAGGACAUUCAGCGUUUUAUAAUUAUUUUUUUCUUAUAUGAAUUUAUUAAUAUGUAUGACACUAAAUAUUAUUUAGAAAUAC
Messenger RNA from Saccostrea echinata, 1906 nucleotides. RefSeq lists its product as uncharacterized. Bases 113 to 1570 code for a protein of 485 amino acids. The transcript has 3 exons. The record is from RefSeq and is a predicted model, not a curated record. Lineage: Eukaryota; Metazoa; Mollusca; Bivalvia; Ostreida; Ostreidae.